Molecule: messenger RNA, 2442 nt
Organism: Hirsutella rhossiliensis
Lineage: Eukaryota; Fungi; Ascomycota; Sordariomycetes; Hypocreales; Ophiocordycipitaceae
Product: 40S ribosome biogenesis protein
Exons: 2
Coding region: 1-2442 (813 amino acids)
Biological process (GO): maturation of SSU-rRNA from tricistronic rRNA transcript (SSU-rRNA, 5.8S rRNA, LSU-rRNA); endonucleolytic cleavage of tricistronic rRNA transcript (SSU-rRNA, 5.8S rRNA, LSU-rRNA); ribosome biogenesis
Cellular component (GO): nucleus; preribosome, small subunit precursor
Molecular function (GO): U3 snoRNA binding; GTPase activity; GTP binding
Source: RefSeq, a predicted model, not a curated record
AUGCCGGCCGCGGUUGCGUCUCACUCGCACCGCCCCACCACUAAGGUGUCGCACAAGCCGUUCAAGUCCAAGGCAGCGUCCAAGCACGAGCUGCGAGAUCGUGCCAAAGGUCGAGUUCCCAAUGAGGGCGGCCAGCGCAAGACGCCACACCAGCAGGUCAUGUCCAAGUUCGACCGUCGCAACCAGGCCAAGCAGGCCCGCUUGUCCAAGCACAAGGAGCAUCUCAAGGAGACUUCCAUCUUUCAUGGCCGAGACGGCGCCCCUCGCAUCGUCAGCGUCAUUCCUCUUUGCGCAGAUGGCGACGCCAAGGCUGCUAUUCGACAGCUGAACACCAGCCUCGACAUCGAUGCCGAAGUCCUGGACGGCAAUGUCCGGGUUUCCGUCGACCGCUUCAAGCAAAAGCUGCAGUACAUACCACUCAAGCGCGACCUCAGUGCAUGCCUAGACGCCGCCCGGGUCGCCGACUUUGUCGUUAUCAUUUUGUCCGCCAGCGAGGAGGUGGAUGCGCUGGGAGAGCUGAUCCUUCGCAGCGUCGAAAGCCAGGGCAUGUCAACCUUGUUCACUGUCGUACACGGUCUCGACAAAGUCGAGCCGGCCAAGCAGAGGCCAGGCGUCCUUGGCUCCUUGAAAUCGUUCAUUACGCACUUCCACCCGGAACAAGAAAAGGUGUACAGCCUUGACAACCGGCAAGAGUGCUCCAACCUGAUGCGAUCGCUAUGCAGCACAACUCCCAAGGGCAUACGAUGGAGAGACGAGAGGAGUUGGAUGUUGGCCGAGGACAUCAAAUUCGCCAACCAGGAUUCUGAUUCGACAAUCAUCACUGGAAUCGUACGAGGACGUGGACUAAAAUCUGAUCGUCUCGUCCACAUUGGCGACUGGGGAGCAUAUCAGAUCGAGAAAAUCGUAGCUGCCCCUCUUCCCAAGCACAAGAAAGGUGAGGACGCGACGGAAGACACAGAUGAGAACAAGCUGCUCGAGGCAUCGUCUGAAGACCUGGACGACUUGAACGAGCUUGCGCCGGAGGAAGCCAUCAUGCACAUGGAGGAUGAUGGUGAUGGUGCCAUGUCGGCCGUUACUUCGACGAAAAAGGGCGUGCUCCUGGAUGACCACCACUACUUUUCUGAUGAGGAAAAGGAGGCGGCGGAGCGUAGCAGCGCAAAACGGCGGCUGCCCCGAGGCACCUCCAAAUAUCAGGCGGCCUGGUACCUCGAGGAUGUCUCAGAUUCGGGAUCCGACGUCGAGGACAUCGAAAUGGGCGACGGCGAUAAAGAGGAGGAGGACAUUGGCGCCGAAGACGGUAUCGAGGGCUAUGCCCAGCCCGAGCCAACGGAAGCUGGCCCGUCGGAAUACCCGCAGUCGGAGAUGAUGGAGGACCUGGACGAGGACGAGGACGCUCAACAGCUUGCCCAGUACCGCGCUCGGCGGCGAGACGAGGCCGAGGAGGACAAGGAGUUUCCUGACGAGAUCGAGCUGCAUCCUAACGUCUCAGCGCGGGAGAGAUUGGCCCGAUACAGGGGUCUGAAGAGCCUGCGGACCAGCACCUGGCAGGAGGACGAAGACCAGGCGCACGAGCCGGAGGAGUGGAGACGUCUGCUCCGGAUUCCCGACUAUCAGGCAUCCCGGUCACGGUCGACGCGGGAGGCCCUGGUCGGAGGUGUGGAGCCGGGCACGCGGGUCCAUGUGCAUGUCAAGGGCGUUGCGGCCGGGAUGGAAAAGUCUUGGGAUCCGUCUCGUCCCGUCACUCUCUUCUCCCUUCUCCGACACGAGCACAAGAAGACGGCGGUCAACUACCUCAUCAACCUGAGCAACGACCACACCAAGUCGAUCAAGUCCAAGGAGGAGCUCAUCGCUCAGUGCGGACCCCGGCGCAUGGUCAUCAGGCCCGUCUUUUCCCAGUCGGGCUCGACGCCAAAUGACGUGCACAAGUACUGCCGCUACCUCCACCCGGGGCAGUCUGCGAUUGCGACCUUUGUGGGCCCCGUCACCUGGGGAUCGGUCCCCGUCAUGUUCUUCAAGAGGGCCGUUGCGGGCGAAGGUGAGGAGCCGGCCGACGUUGGACUGUCGCUCAUCGGGACGGGGACGGCGCUUCCGCCUUCAACGUCGAGGGUGGUUGCCAAGCGAGUGAUCCUGACGGGACACCCGUAUCACAUCCACAAGAAAAUCGUCACGGUGCGGUACAUGUUCUUCAGUCGGGAGGACGUGGAAUGGUUCAAGGCCCUGCCGCUAUGGACGAGGAGGGGCAGGAGCGGCUACAUCAAGGAGCCGCUGGGCACCCACGGCUACUUCAAGGCGACCUUUGACGGCCGUAUCAAUCCGCAGGAUGCGGUGGGCGUGAGUCUGUACAAGAGGGUGUGGCCACGAGCGUCGUCGCCGCUUCAGGGGCGCUUGCUGGAAGUGGAGAGCGGGGGGCAACGGCCGGUUGAAGAUGUCAUGAUGGAAUGA